AAAUUGGAGUUGCAAGGCGUCAUUCGAGACCAGGGCUUCACCCGGUUUUUGGACGGCUAAUCUUCAUUUGAUUGAUGGGACGGUGAGUACUACCACUUCAGCAAGGUCCACGAAUCUCCAGGCAAAGGCCUUGAUACAGCCGAGCUCGUUGCUCUCUCCCAAAAUCCCCCGCGGUAGAGAUGCAGGCGGCGAGGAACGCCAUCCGUCUCUUGAGAUCGUUCCCUCCUCCUCCUCCGGCGGCGCUGGUAUGGGUUCCGGCGGGAUCGAGGAGGGUUUCUUCCCAGGCUUCGGCGGCGGCCGUGCUAUUGGAGAAGCAGGAGGUCACCGAUCGAGUCCUCGAUCUCCUCAGAUCCUGCCCCUUCAUCGAUCCCUCCAAGGUGAGCCCAACUGCAAAUUUUAAGAAUGAUCUGCAGUUGGAUAUGCUGGACAAUGUGCAAGUUAUGGUGGCUGUAGAAGAGGAAUUUGCAGUUGAAAUUCCCAACAGUGAGGCUGACAAAAUCUCGUCAGCUGCUCAUCUCAUCGACUACAUUGCGGCCCAUCCACAAGCCAAAUAACUCUUCAAAUUCCUUCUUUUUACUGAACCUGGACUCUGGGUUGGUUGUAAUAACUACAUUGUCAAGACCAUUUCCUUGCAACCUUCAGAUGAUUGUCUCAAUAUUUGGUAGGAGUUCAACUGUCUUCUUUCGAAAAUAUUUUCAUCUCAUUGAUAAAAAUAUAAUAGUCUCCCUGUUUUCAUCUUUU
Elaeis guineensis (African oil palm) is the source of this 741-nucleotide messenger RNA. RefSeq names its product acyl carrier protein 2, mitochondrial. Gene Ontology annotation, biological process: fatty acid biosynthetic process. Gene Ontology annotation, cellular component: mitochondrion. Gene Ontology annotation, molecular function: acyl carrier activity; acyl binding. The record is from RefSeq and is a predicted model, not a curated record. Lineage: Eukaryota; Viridiplantae; Streptophyta; Magnoliopsida; Arecales; Arecaceae.